Molecule: messenger RNA, 7322 nt
Organism: Ictalurus punctatus (channel catfish)
Lineage: Eukaryota; Metazoa; Chordata; Actinopteri; Siluriformes; Ictaluridae
Gene: kdm4b
Product: lysine (K)-specific demethylase 4B
Exons: 22
Coding region: 174-3491 (1105 amino acids)
Biological process (GO): chromatin remodeling
Cellular component (GO): nucleus
Molecular function (GO): histone H3K9 demethylase activity
Source: RefSeq, a predicted model, not a curated record
GCUUCGGCCAAUCAUGAAGCGCGGACAUUCUGCAGCAGGGAGAGAGGCCCAGUUUUAGAGAUGAAGCAUUAAUCGAGCGUUCAGCGGGACGGGAAAAGGAAUAAAGCCAAUCAAACAAUAAUUGGAUAAAGGAGCAUAAAGACAAAAGCAGGAGCAUUAGCUUAUCUGCGAGCAUGUCGGAGGAAACUGCCCCAGACGAAGCCAUGAACUCCACUCCAGCUCCGACCUUACAGAACCCUGCGGUUCCUUCAACACCCUUGGACUUUGAUCCAGCUCCAAGCCCACACUUGGAGUCCUCAGAGCCCGAACCAGCUUCUGCACCACCACCGGGUGGAAAUUUAGCCUUCAAGAUCAUGACCUUCAGGCCCACCAUUGAGGAAUUCCGUGACUUUGCAAAGUACAUUACGUAUAUGGAAACCCAAGGAGCUCAUCGUGCAGGCUUAGCUAAGGUCAUUCCUCCUAAAGAGUGGAAGCCCAGACGCUCCUACGAGACCAUCGAAGAUAUGGUCAUUCCUGCGCCCAUCAUGCAGGUGGUCACCGGUCAGUCUGGACUUUUCACUCAGUACAACAUUCAGAAGAAGUCCAUGACUGUGGGCGAAUAUCGCAAACUGGCCAACAGUAAAAGGUACUGCACUCCUCAGCAUAAAGACUUUGAUGAUCUGGAGAGGAAAUACUGGAAGAAUCUGACAUUCGUGUCCCCGAUCUAUGGUGCAGACAUCAGCGGCUCACUAUACGAUCCUGACAUAACGGAGUGGAACAUUGGACAUCUGAACACGCUGCUUGACAUGGUGGAGCAAGAGUGUGGGAUCGUGAUUGAGGGCGUUAACACCCCCUACCUCUACUUCGGCAUGUGGAAGACCACAUUUGCCUGGCACACGGAGGACAUGGACCUCUACAGCAUCAACUACCUGCACUUCGGCCAGCCCAAGUCUUGGUACGCCAUUCCUCCUGAACACGGCAAGAGGCUUGAAAGACUGGCAAAAGGCUUUUUCCCCGGCAGCUCUCAGGGAUGUGAUGCCUUUCUUCGUCACAAGAUGACCCUUAUCUCUCCCUCCAUCCUGAAGAAGUACAGCAUCCCUUUUGAUCGAAUCACGCAGGAAGCGGGCGAGUUCAUGAUUACGUUCCCGUAUGGCUACCAUGCAGGGUUCAACCACGGCUUCAACUGUGCCGAGUCCACCAACUUCGCCACGCUGCGUUGGAUCGACUAUGGCAAAAUGGCCACGCAGUGCACGUGUCGGAAGGACAUGGUGAAGAUCUCCAUGGACGUGUUUGUACGCUGCUUGCAGCCGGACCGCUAUGAACUGUGGAAGAAGGGCAAGGACACGACUGUCCUGGACCACCAGAGGUCCACCUCACUGACCAGCCCUGAGCUGGAGCACUGGAGGAAGAACAGAGUGACCUUUAGAGAAAAACAGCUCCGCAGAGCUCAGCAGAAAAUAAAGCAAAUACGCCGGCUGAAGCCUGAGGAGCUGAAGUUGCUGUCGGACGAGGGAAUUGAGCUGGACGUGGCUGAUUAUCAGAAGAGGCUGGAGGAGAAGGAGGCACAGAGGAAACAGCAGAGGGAGGAGAAGAUGACCAGAGAGGCCAUGCUCACUCUGGAGGCACUGGAGAGGGAGGAACAGGAGGCAGCACUCCGAGAAGGAGCAGCUUCCCAGAAGCCCGAAGCUGGAAAGGAGCCAGAGCAGGCAGACGAACAAGAGCAAAAGAAGAAGAAAAAGAAGAAAAAGGUAAAAUCACCUGAGGAGGACAGCUUCGAGCAGGCGUUCAAACCUUACGCAUUAUCCAAGAAGAACGAGGCUCAGAGCAACGGAGGCGCAGCCGUCGGCAGCUCAGAUUCCAGCUUACAGGCAAACUUGUACCCGAAGAUGAAGAUGAAAGUGGAAGUGAAGAAGAGUCGCAGGCAUCCGUUCAGCAAACCACCCAUGCGCACUCCCACUUUCAUUGUCAAACAGGAGGCUUCCAGCGAUGAGGAAAUGUACUCGGGGCUGUCAGUAGGCAGUGCGGCGGAGCAGGAAGUGAAGAAGCAAGAGCAGUGCCACUUGUGGCAAACCCUUUCACCUGACUUCGUGGCAGAGAAGCAGUUUAAUGCUGGCAUGGCAACUCUGGAGCCACACUGCGCUGUCUGUACGAUGUUCUGCCCCUACACACAGCUCCAUAAGGAUAGCCCCCCUGCCUCCGAUGUCUCUGGUGUUCCUGUGUCUCGGUGUGGUGAACAGACUCGGCCCCUUGUGCCUGAGAUGUGUUUCAGUGCCGGCAUGGCGAACACAGAGCCGCUUCCCUCCAGUGCUGAGACGAGCAUGCUGCUCUCCUGCUCCUGCUGCAACCUGCAGGUUCAUGCCAGCUGCUAUGGCGUAAAGCCUGACACUCCACAGGAAAGCUGGAAGUGUUCUCGCUGUUGUGCAGUGGCCUGGACAGCAGCCUGUUGUUUGUGUAAUCUGCGAGGAGGAGCUUUGAAGAUGACCACAGAGAACAGGUGGGUGCACGUGAUUUGUGCCAUUGCAGUGGCUGAGGCUCGCUUUGUUAACGUUGUGGAAAGAGGGCCAGUUGACGUGUCCGCCAUCCCAGACACCAGGAAAAGUCUCAAGUGCGUCUUCUGCCACAAGUCCACGAAGCAGAUCUGUGGGGCGUGUAUCCAGUGUUCGCAUGAGAACUGCUCCACUUCCUUCCACGUCACCUGUGCGCACCUGGCCGGCGUGGUGAUGAAGCCCGCAGACUGGCCGUACGUUGUGUCUGUCUCCUGUCACAAACAUAAACAGAUCAACGUGAAGCAGGCAAAGGUGACCUCGCGCGACCUCUCUGUGGGUCAGCAGGCCAUCGGCAGGAGCAGCGACGGCUGGUUUUAUCGCUGCACCAUCAUUGGCAUUGGGUCACAGACCUACUACGAGGUCAACUUCGACGACGGCUCCUACUGUGACAAUGUUUACCCCGAGAAUGUGCUGAGUCAUGACUGUUUGCAUAAUGGCCCUCCUGAACUGGGUGAGCUGAUGGUCAUAAACACGAUAGAUGGACGAGUUCUUAACGCCUCCUUCGUCAAAGAACACGUGCACAAAUUUUACCAGGUGGAGUUUCAGGAUGAGACCCAGCUGUUGUUGAAGCAGAGUGAGAUUCACUCCCUCCAUCAGGAGCUGCCUAAGAGAGUGCUCUCUCGUCUGGUGACAAUGAACACUGAAGACUCUCAGGACAAAGUGGGUGACGAGCCUCAGGCUGCAAAGCGUCCGCGUUUGCCCAUUCCCCCCACCACGGCAGCUGUGGAGUCCCUCGAUGCCCGUCUCCUGCUCCAGGGGUCCUCCAGUGUCACCUCUUACUCAGGCUUCAGUGUUAACCCCGGCAACAGCAACACCCAAUCAACACCCACUUCCACCCUGGUGCCCGCCUCUCCUGCCGAUGAGAGCUACACACACAGCUCAAGCUACGUUGCCUACAUGGAGUCUCUGCUCAACUCGGACUUCCCUCCAGAGGACGGUGAACAGGCACAGGGGUCCAUGUAUUAGUGCUUACACACACAAUGAGGAGAGCCUACUGCAUGUCUGAUGUUUGUUUACUCUCGCGCUGUUCUGGGUUUUUUUUAUUUAUAUAUAUAUAUAUAUAUAUAUAUAUAUAUAUAUAUAUAUAUAUAUAUAUAUAUAUAUAUAUAUAUAUAUAUAUAUAUAAAACCCUGACCACUGCAUAUGGUCAGGCCAUAGGCAAUGUGUGUGUGCGCGCUUUCUGGAUGUCCUGGGCCUCCGUUCCUCAUGCAUUAAAUCCUUUCUGGUCCCUUGUACAUUCUCUCACUCACGGAGGGGAAAAAUGGACAUGUUUUUUGGACUGAUUAUUGUGCAACACACUUUAUACUGAAUCCUAUCAAUGCAGUUCGAAGUAUUUUUCUAAGUUGAGCCACAACACACACUCACACAGACACACGCACACACACGUUCCACAAUUGGACAGUGCAAAUGGACAGUCUGUUCCUGUACAAGAUUUUUUUUUUUCUCCAUGUUUGAAGGGACGGGUGGUUGAGGGUGUCUGUGAUGUGGGGUUUGGGGGGAUAAAUCGGGGUUUAACUCAAGUAUUUAAACGUCUUUGACACAUAGAUUUAUUAUUUGUAUAAAGCAAAUACGGCGCCAUUAGAUGCUCCACUCUUUUGCCUGAGAGUCGGUGUAGAGGUGAUGUGUUUAAGAAUUCUUGUUAAUGCUUAUAAUCGAUAUGUCAUGGUGUAUUUUCAGUGCCGGGUGUCUGGGCUUGUUUUGUAGCAGACUUCGUAAAAAACAAACAAACAAACAAACAAAAAAAAGGUGUAGACUUGAUUAUGUAUGGGCUUUCCUGUUCACUUUGUCCACUUUUAUUACGAUCACUGUCUUUUUUUUUUUUUUGCUGUUAUUGUUUCUAGUAGGGACGCACCAAUCUCAUAUUUCGAUCUGAUUCUGAUCUGAUCCCUGAAGCCGUUCGCUCCUUAAGGACUUGUUAUUGUCUUUGAGAUGUUGAUGUAUUUCAUGAUCAAAAAAAGUUACACAAUUCCACCCCUAAUCAAUCAGCUAAGACAUGUUUGGUGUCCAAAAUGUCUGGCUAAUGGAUGUCUAUCUCACACAAAAUAAUGUCUGUGAAACAUCACCAAAUCUUUAUGUACCAGCUUCAGAUAACCUCAUUAAGAAACUGCAUUUACGUACAUUUUUAAAAACUCUGUGUUCUGGUUAGCGCUUCCUAUCACACGAUGGCUACUACCCAGGGAAGGUGAAGGCUAACGUGCUUAUUCUGGGCUACACAUAACUGAGAUUUGCUGUUCAUUCUGCAUCACAGGGCAGCAUAACUCAUUCUGAAGAAAGCGCUAUCUGCCCUCUUCUGCAUACAUGAUCUUUCAAAUUUACGAUUGGCUAGUGUCACUGUGAUUGACGGGGGAAUUGAGUAGAUCAUCUCUUCCACCCAGAGAGCACAACAAAUUUUGCACUCUUGGACUCCCAGGCAAUGCAUCAUUGGGAUUCCAGUUUGUGAUCUCCUGGCUAUAAGCCAAACUUUUUUUAUUCCCCCUGUUGUGACACUUGGGAUUUUUUGUGCGAGAUAAACUUCCAUUACUUACAUCAGAGUUACAUCAGUUUAGUAGCUCCAGUGCACUGCUCAAUAAGAAAAUGUUGAACACACUCGAGAUGGAACAUUGUGUACUGCAUGUUUGAUUUUUCAUCGAACUAUUGCUUUAAUACGACAAGGGAAAUGAAUUAUCCUAAAUUCAAAGCCGUUGUGAAUACCAAGAUGAAAAUGGACAAUCAGUAUCAUGCAUUCAUGGUCAAAUGUGAAUUUGACACUGUGCAGGCCAACAACAGCGUGAUACUGAUCCUCUGUAUCAUCGGUGCAUCCCUAGUUUCUAUAGUACUUGCAAUGUUGGUGAAAUGAAUAGCGGCACAGGUUACCAAUUUUUGGUGUAAAGAUGUGUAGAUCGAAUAGCCCUGUAUAUGAUUAGCGUUAAAGUUGUGAUCAGGCUUCCUCAAGGUGCUACAAAAGACUGAGAGGCCUUGCAUCACACCUAUAUACGCACACACACAAAUGGUGUACAUACCAAUAGUCCUGCUCAUUAUAGAGCUAUACAUUAGAGUCCUAUAGUGUCAUGUACAUUAGAAACCGCCUACUAUGUCCUAUAUCUUUUUAUACCUCUUUCUGUCUCUCACUUGAAUGGUGCGUUUGAGUUUCUCACACACGCAUGUACUCACACUCCUUUAGAAGAGUUUCUGAGUAAGGCUGCGUUGUGUCGAAAUUUCCCCAACAAGCCCAGGGCUGUUUGAGAUUCUCUUUUCUCCAUUUUCUUUUCCCUCUUAUAAAAGUGGGCAUGUUUUAGCUUCUUGGGCAUGUUUUAGUCUAGAUCCAAAACCAGCACCAUGAAAUCUGGCUUAUGAGAUGACCAACAAGUUGCUGGUUUCAGAUCUAGAACCAUACUGUUACGUGACAAACGAGGUUGCUCUUAGCCGUCUAAAUUGGUUCUAGCAGGAAAUUGCUGCUGGACCAGGUAGCGGUGAUGUCAUGUGCAUGGAGGUGUAGUCAUAUUUUCCCCAUAUUAACAGACUACUAUUGAAAUAAGUCUUGAACUGUGCAGUACAUUUAAAAGAUUAUUCUUGGGGGGUAAAAAAACAAACAUAAAUAAACAGGAAACAUUAAAUUUCCAAUCAUUGUUGUGAACUGAAUAGGAGCUACUUCAUUAAUGCUAAUGUGAAUUAAACUUUGAGCCAUAAAAAUCAUAAAGUGCUUUUCUGCCAUCUUGUGUAUACAUGUGUCUAUAAUUAUAUAUGUGUGCACCAUAGAAUACAUUAAUAAAGCCCUAGGUAGGCAAUAAAGCGGAGUAUGCACUACUGAGGGAACAUAUUCAAUAGACUUGCAUUGAAUUUUAUUGACUUUUAAAAAGCCUCAAGUAUAAAUGACAAAUGCUUUUUUUUUUUUUUCUACUUGAUUGGGGGGAAAAAACGUUUUACAAUUUAGAUGAGUCUGUAAUACAACCUUAGUGUCAUAUACACUCAAGAAAAUUGCAAAAUAUGGCUGUCUUACUUUUUGAGCUGGGCUUGAUCACAUUGAUGGAGAAAUAGCUAACUUUAGACACGGUUAAAAAGUGAUUUUUGUGAUGUUAUAAUAACAUUUACAUGAAUAGUUACAAAUUAAAUAUCUCAACAUAGCACUUAAAUUUAGUGUUCUGGAAAAAGAAAGUGCAGAAACUGAGCCCCAAUGUAGUGUCCAAGUGGUUUAUGUUGCUGUAGAUAGAAUGAGGUCAUGUGCUAUCAGUUAUCUAGGUCUCUAAUAUGUAUAUUUAUGGUGUAGACACAGAAGGAUGGUCAAAUUGAGUAAAAAAAAAACCUUAUUGGAAACUCUUACAUUUGGCUCAUGUAAAAUGGCAGAAAAGUGGGCUGUAAUAAUACAUAAAAAUGUUUCCUAGUUCCCUAAACCUACAAAGAAAUGGCCAAAUCUGCUUCCAAUGCUCCUCUUGUGAUCUUGAUUCUCUCUGCUUCAGAGUGGGGAUUUUUCAAGACUCCGUGUUGCAUUCCUCAGUAUUUUAAACUUACAAGCAGGACUUGGUUGGUCUCUGAUGUGAGACAGUCACUCCUCAUCUUCUGUCAUCUCCUGUUGUCUGAAAUCAAACGCACUGUUUGCUCGCUCAAUGCCGUCAACUGCUUCACCGAGAUCACAGGCGGUUUCUGCAGAAAGCUUUUCUGUUCUCGGGGUUUCACUUUUUCAGUUUGCAAUAACUCUGUAACCUCUCUAAAAGGGCAAGUCAACCCCCAGAUCACAAGUUCUGCCGUUCUGCUGUUUGUAGAUGUUCAUGACUUACAGAAACUAUGGGGUAAAUUCUAUUAAAAUGUGAAGUGAAUCUCUGA